AUGGUUCAUGGGGGAUGGGAGAGUUGGAAGAAGUCUGUGAGUCCUCGCAGAAGACGAAGCAGCGAGGAAGGCGGAGCGCAAGAAGGAAGAGACUCCGAAGGCACAGAUGCCCGGACAGGGCGCCCCACGCGCCCCUCCGCCUCCCAGAGUCCAACAGACAGGCGGAACGCCGGCGAAAAGGAGAGGAAACAGCGGCAGACAGGCAACAGCCCGACGAAGGACAGGAGGGAAGGGAAACGACGAGAGAGUUCAGGGAACGCGACACCCCAGGCGGCGUCCCAGCCGCCGUCGACGCCCGACGGAGGCCGGAGAAGAUCGGAGCGUCUCUUGGCAUUAGUGGCCUUGAAGAAAAACCAAACCUCACUGGUCCCUCCACCGACGGUGCAAGGAAACAGCCCCGCUGGCACUCAGUCUCCCGCCUCUGCCUCUUCUGUCUCUUCUUGUGCCUCUUCUAUCGCUCUCCCUUCUUCUGUCUCUUCUUCUGCCUCUUCUAUCGCUCUCCCUUCUUCUGUCUCUUCUUCUGCUGCCUCCGCACCAUCCGGUGGCCCUCGUCCGCUCUCUUCGUCGGUCUGUUCUUCCAGUCUGCCUGCAUCUUCUCUCCGUGUGUCGUCUCCUCUCUCUUCCUCUGCGCCUGUCGCGUCGGAGGCGCCGCUUCCAUCUCCGGCUCCUCCAACUGCUGUCUCUGCUGUCUCUUUGCCUGCGGGCGGGGCUUCAUCGGCGCCUCGUCCUUCCUCGAAGAGCGCUCCCCUCGGCCCUUCUGGCGGACUGUCUCGUGUGCCUUCCGACAACUCCCCGACUCUGCCGGCGCCGCGGACCGGAAGUUCCUCCGCCGUCGCUCGCGUGUCCCAGGUGGUUUCCCAGCAGGCGUUGACUGUCCAGGAGGCGAAAAAUGCGUUCUCUCGGCCGUCGUCCGGAGCGUCAGCGACUCCUCCGGCGACGGUUCUCUCUCAGACCAAACUGAAGGUUAUCAGCUACUUAGUGUCAGCCGGUGGCCUGGCGUCAUCUGCGUCUUUCACGUCUGCGUUCGCGCAGUCCGAUCGCGACUUUCGAAGAGCCACCAGAUGUUGGCCGCAGGUGGAUGAGUCGCUGCUAAUUCACCUGCAAGACGAAGACAAAGACAACCCUCCGAGAAGUCGCUCCGCGUCCCCGCGUUCUUCGGACCCUCCGCCUCACGACCGCGGAGAGAAGGCCUCCCGAGCUGUACAGCAGACGGACGCCGAGAGAUCCGCCCCAAGCCUGAACGGUCUGCUGCGAGAGGGAGAAGCGCGGACGGCAACCGCACAAGGAAAUGAGGAAGCACGCGUAGGGGCGUCGCUGGAUGCGAAGUCUCACGGCCCCCCGCGGACGGCAUCCAGGCCUCCUCGCGCUGGGGCCGCCUUCUCCGCUCCCGUCGACUCGCCCAAGUCCCUCGCUGGCUCGCCGCCUCCAGGGAGUUCCGCGCAAAGGCGAAACACGCGGGAGGCCGAGGGCGAGGGGAGGAUCGAAGGGCCGGAGAAGAGCGCCGCGCCGCGCGAUAUCUCUCACAGCAGCAGUAGCAAGGCCAGCACUCACUCGCGCGGCGAAGUCCCCGACAGACCUGCGGGUGAGUCUCGAGGGAAAGCGGUAGCGCGCGACCAGGAGGGGGGAGGUGCCGAACCUCCGCAGGUUGACACGAACAGACAUUCCGUCGGCGCGAGUCCAUCGGCGCAGGGCGCUUCCCAGGGUUCACCUGUUAGGUUUACAGCCUCGACUGCGGCAGGCGCAGUGCCGGGACGCGGCCAAGAGACAACCCAGAGCCUGCCGUCCACGACAGGUUCUGCGAGUCAAGACUGCACACCCCCCGAAGAGCCUCGCGCGCUCGCUGGGCUCGCUCCGGCGGAGGCCAGCCCGUCGGGGACACAUCAGCGCCUCGAGCCGCGGAGCGCGGGCGCCGGCGCUCCGCAGAAGCCCGAGCGCGAGACAGGUCGGAGUGCUUCUGCUCCCACCUCGCACGCUCAGGUGAUCACACGUGUCCUCUGGGAGCGGCCAGGACUCACGGGCGUCUCAGAGGCUCAUCCGGCUGGCGGCGCUGGUGGGACAGCGUCUGCUGUCUCGUGUCCAGCGACGGGCGGUGCGCGUCCUGCGUCGCCAGCGAGUCGUCGCACGCUGGCGCCUCCGCCCUCUGGAGCGCUCACGGCGAAACGCGGCGCGGGACUCGCGCCUUCCAAAGUGUCUCCUGCAGUUUCUCCCUCUUCGCCCGCGCUUUCUGGGGCUUCCGGACCCGCCGAAGAGCUGCUGCGGCUGCUGCAUGCAUGCGAGCAGGAGGUGGCGAAGGCGCGGGUUCACGAAGCCCGUCUGCGCUCGCAACACGCUGCGGCGUUGAUGCGAAGCAAAAUGCUGUUUCUGGAGUUUCAGCGGAGUCAAAGUGAGGUGCACAGUUACCACCAGGAACGGCUGGCUGCGGCGCGCCGCCUGGCAGUUGCGGAAAACCAGGCGGCGCUGGCGGCUCAGAACCUCGAGGCCGCGAUGACCUCAGCAGACACCCACGCUCCCGCGCAUGCAGGGACCGGCCAGGCUCGGACUGCGGCUCGGCCUAUGGCGCCUCCGGCGCAGUCAAAGGCCGGAGAGACAGGAGCCCGAGAAGCCGGUGCGGGCGGUGCGCGGGGGGUGUUGCCUCGCAGAGAGGGAGACGCGGAAGAGGGCGAUUCGAGGAAGAGGGGGAGUAGAGGAGAAGACCAAGGCACAGCUGGAGGGGGUUCGCUCUCGCCAUUCCCGGCGGAUGCGGCGGUGCGGGCCGAGUCAGGCAGCGGAAGAGAGAACUCGAGGGGGAUGGCUUCGUCGGGGGUGUUGAGCGGCAACGUGUCCACUAGCGCGAGCGAUCCGAGCAAGAGGAAGGGCGCGGAGCGGGAUGCGUCGCCGCAGCAGACGGGAAGGAAACGGGCGGCGAGUCGUGAGAGCGAGGUCGAGAGCUCAGCGGGCGAUGCGGCAGACGACGAAGGCGCGCAGACGCGAAGGAAAAAGGGGAAGACUAAGGACAGCGAGAGUCGCCAGAGAGAGCGCAGAUACUUCGAAACUUGCCUAGAUCAAGAAGACGCGGGAGACACCGCGGGGACAAGGGAGGAGACGGAGACAGGAGAUGGACAGACCGGCCAGCCAGAGGAGAGAGGCGCCGAGGGGGAAGGCAACCUAGACCAGGUGAAGACCGUGGGAGAGGACGUGCGCCGAGACGGCAACCAAAGGGACUUCGCAGGUUCGCGCGAAGACGUCCUCCUCGUGUUCUUCGAUGGAGACGGACAGGUGCGAGACCGCGAUUCUCCCAAGUCCUUCGAGGAAGCGGAAGCAGUUUCUGCGAGCUCGGCAGGGAAAGGCGCUGGCGGCGCGCCGCAGGCGAAAGCACGCACGGCUAAGCAGAGCCCCGGGUCUCCUUGCGCAGCAGUGACGAGCGGCUCGGCAAGGCGCCAGCGGGCAUCGGAAGGAAGCGAGACGUGUGGCAAGCGCGCUGUGCUCUCUGCGGGCGCUUCCCUGGGGAAGGCGGGAGAAGCCGCCCGGCGCGCAGGAGACGCGGCGCGAGACGGACGAGACGCGGAGCGAGACCAACGAGGAAGGAGCUCGGCAGGUGGGUCGUGUUGCAGUUUGCCAGCAGGGGAACCACUGGCGAGAGAAGGCUCGGAGGUGGGGACAGUGACGAGAGGCUCUCAGGGCUCUGUGUGGUUUCUGGAGGCCGUGUCACUUGUGUGCGUUGUGUCUCCUUUAGGGACGGAGAGCAGGCCUUCGCCCACGAACGCCCAUAUCUACGUCUCUGUCCUGAAGGACUUGGGUUGCCGUGUGUCCUUGGAGGCUGGAUGCGAGGCCCGCGGAGAAAGUCGCGACGAGCAGCGGAAGGAGUCCAGCGGUUCGGCGGAGGAAGCGAAAGAGAGGGCGAGUCGCGAGAGAACUGCGUCGAGCGCUGGCGUCGUUGUGGCGUCGGCUAGGGAUAGAAAAGAAGAAAAAGAGAGGCAGGUUAGACACCGAUGGGCAGAGAAGAAGAAAGAGAGAGAGGCAGCAAACAGGCAGAGCGCGACGAGCCUCGUGGACAAAUUCCACGGAGACAACUGUUUGCGACCGAUUUGCUACUACGCCCUCAACGGCGCCUGUCUGGAUCCGAAUUGUCCAAACAUCCACUUGAGUUGA
Messenger RNA from Neospora caninum, 4128 nucleotides. RefSeq lists its product as hypothetical. NCBI's taxonomy places the organism in Eukaryota, Apicomplexa, Conoidasida, Eucoccidiorida, Sarcocystidae. The transcript has a single exon. The coding region runs from base 1 to 4128 and encodes 1375 amino acids. The record is from RefSeq and is a predicted model, not a curated record.